Cucurbita pepo subsp. pepo (vegetable marrow) is the source of this 632-nucleotide messenger RNA. RefSeq names its product COMPLEX 1 LYR-like protein. Lineage: Eukaryota; Viridiplantae; Streptophyta; Magnoliopsida; Cucurbitales; Cucurbitaceae. The record is from RefSeq and is a predicted model, not a curated record.
UUCGAGGAAUGGCGAAAGGUAUCAUAUGGGCAACAGCAGAGGAUUUAGCGAGGAACAGAGGGCGUGUUAUAUCCCUUUAUCGCCAGAUAUUGCGGAGCCUCAACUCCCCAAAUUUGCCUCUCAGCUUCGCAGCUAGAUUAGCAAAGAAGGCGGAGGUUCGUGGCAUUUUCUUGCUUGCUUCUGAAGAUCGAUCUCUUCACAAUAUUGAAGACCUAAUUGAUACUGCUGAGUACUCACUCUCUCUAUUAAGGAAGGGAGAAAUUCCCAAAUACAUUCAAUGAGUAACACUUGAUUCUCUUAUGGCAAUUUUAUGUUAGAGUCCUCUCCACCUGCAUCAGUGAGUGAUACUUGUGCAUGCCCUUGCCCUAAAUUUCUUAUAGUUAACAUUUGGGUUCUGCUAUAAUGUUUGUAUUGAAUGCUAUGCAAAGGAAAUUCAUCCACUUGAUGUUAACCUAUGCAAACAUUAAGGUUUAGAUUCUAUUUUGAUCCUUGGAGUUGUGUCUCUAUAUAUAUGUUGGCCCUUUCAAAUGUUCUUUUCAGUAUUUGGUUUCAAACUUUCUCGUUUAGAUUGUUGUAGAUCAAUAUUCUAUUUUUUAGUUUGAUAUCAAACUCAAUAUGCCUUAUUUAGAAUA